ACGCCACUGUGCUGCAAAACGUUUGCUCGUCCCCCUCCCUUUGCUUUCGUGCCUGUUGCUCAUCUUGCUUCUGGAAAUGUCAGAAGCAAAGCCCUACUUGACAGUCAGCAUCGAGCCGCUGCCGCCUGUGGUGGUGGGAGAUGCCGUCACCCUCAAAUGCAACUUCAAGACGGAUGGGAAGAUGCGGGAGAUCGUCUGGUACCGGGUCACUGAUGGCGGCACCAUCAAGCAGAAGAUCUUCACUUUUGAUGCCAUGUUCUCCACCAAUUUCUCACACAUGGAGAAUUACAGGAAGAGGGAGGAUCUGGUCUACCAGUCCACCGUGCGCCUCCCUGAGGUUCGUAUUUCGGACAACGGUCCCUACGAGUGUCACGUGGGGAUUUACGACCGAGCUACAAGGGAGAAAGUGGUCCUGGCCUCUGGGAACGUAUUCCUCAACGUGAUGGCUCCUCCAACAUCCAUCUCGGUGCUCGCCGCCGACACGCCGGCGCCCUUCCAGGCACAGAACUUCACCCUGGUGUGCGUGGUCUCCGGCGGCAAGCCCGCCCCGCUGGUGUACUUCAAGCGGGACGGGGAGCCCAUCGAGGCCACCCCACUGCCGGAGCCGCCGGCCGGCGCUGGAAGCUGGGCACCCCGUAACCUCCUUCACCGUGACCUGGAUGACACCAAGGUGCCGAAAUCGCUGGCAGCUGAAGGAGAAGUGGGAGGCAGGCAACCCCUGGCCACAGCGGACCCCCCGCGAGGGCUGGCAGCCGAACGGGGUCCCGUCACCGAAACGAUCCCCGAAACGGUGGUGAGCCGGGAAUUCCCGCGAUGGGUGCACGUGGCGGAGCCCAUCUACUAUUUCCGCCACACGCACGCGCCCGUCAGUGACGGGACGGUGGAGGCACGGGCCACCCUCACCUGGACCCUGAACCCCCAAAUCGACAACGAGGCGCUCUUCAGCUGCGAGGUGAAGCACCCGGCGCUCUCCAUGCCCAUGCAGUCCGAAGUGACACUCGUUGCUCCUAAGGGCCCGAAGAUCACGAUGACCCCAACAAGAGCCCGCGUCGGAGACACCGUGCGGAUCUUGGUGCAGGGCUUCCAGAAUGAAGUCUUCCCUGAGCCCCUCUUCACCUGGACGCGGGUGGGGAGCCGGCUCCUCGACGGCAGUGCCGAGCAUGACGGCAAGGAACUGGUGCUGGAGAGGGUGCCAGCUGAACUCAACGGCUCCAUGUACCGCUGCACCGCUCAGAACCCCCUGGGCUCCACCGACACCCACACCCGACUCAUUGUUUUUGAAAACCCAAAUAUUCCCAGAGGAACAGAGGACUCCAAUGGUUCACUUACCGGCCACCGCGGCUUCAGACUAGUUUUGGCACUCACCCUAACAGUGAUCCUGGAGCUAACGUGAAACUUCGCCUGCCUCUUCCUCCUCCUCCUCCUCUGUACGGCUCCACCUGGCAUUUACACCUCCGUCAAUUGGUUCUCUCGCGCUCUCUUUUUUUUUUUUUCUAUACUCUUCACAGUCUCGGUCUCUUUCUGUCUGUGUCUUGGCUUCCUCAGACAAUUUAAUUAAAAGGAAAAAGAAAAAUCUCCCCUGGUAGAAGCCUG
This is a messenger RNA of Eurypyga helias (sunbittern), 1593 nucleotides long. RefSeq names its product immunoglobin superfamily, member 21 (gene IGSF21). The annotation marks the transcript as partial. Gene Ontology annotation, biological process: homophilic cell-cell adhesion; heterophilic cell-cell adhesion. The transcript has 10 exons. Lineage: Eukaryota; Metazoa; Chordata; Aves; Eurypygiformes; Eurypygidae. The record is from RefSeq and is a predicted model, not a curated record. Gene Ontology annotation, cellular component: adherens junction.